This is a messenger RNA of Enhydra lutris kenyoni (northern sea otter), 2314 nucleotides long. Its product is annotated as SEC22 homolog A, vesicle trafficking protein. Gene Ontology annotation, biological process: endoplasmic reticulum to Golgi vesicle-mediated transport. NCBI's taxonomy places the organism in Eukaryota, Metazoa, Chordata, Mammalia, Carnivora, Mustelidae. The record is from RefSeq and is a predicted model, not a curated record. The transcript is spliced from 7 exons. The coding region runs from base 53 to 976 and encodes 307 amino acids.
GCCCGGUGGUUGGAGCCGCCGAGCUCUAGAGAGGUCUCCUCUGCUGGUUGAAAUGUCCAUGAUUUUAUCGGCAUCAGUCAUUCGUGUCAGAGAUGGGCUACCACUUUCUGCUUCUACUGACUAUGAACAAGGCACAGGCGUGCAGGAGUGCAGAAAGUAUUUUAAAAUGCUCUCGAAGAAACUUGCUCAGCUUCCUGAUAGAUGUACACUGAAAACUGGACAUUAUAACAUUAAUUUUAUUAGCUCUUUGGGAGUGAGCUACAUGAUGUUGUGCACUGAAAAUUACCCAAAUGUUCUGGCCUUCUCUUUCCUGGAUGAGCUUCAGAAGGAGUUCAUUACUACUUAUAACAUGAUGAAGACAAAUACUGCUGUCAGACCAUACUGUUUCAUUGAAUUUGAUAACUUCAUUCAGAGGACCAAGCAGCGAUAUAAUAAUCCCAGGUCUCUUUCAACAAAGAUAAAUCUGUCUGACAUGCAGAUGGAAAUCAAGUUGAGGCCCCCUUAUCAAAUUUCCAUGUGUGAACUGGGGUCGGCCAAUGGAGUCACAUCUGCAUUUUCUAUUGACUAUAAAGGUGCUGGUAAGAUUUCUUCUGCUCACCAGCGACUGGAACCAGCGACUCUGUCAGGGAUUGUGGCAUUUAUCCUCAGUCUUUUAUGUGGAGCUCUGAAUUUAAUUCGAGGUUUUCAUGCCAUAGAGAGUCUUUUGCAGAGUGAUGGUGAAGAUUUUAAUUACAUUGUUGCAUUUUUCCUUGGAACAGCAGCCUGCCUUUACCAGUGUUACUUACUUGUCUACUACACCGGCUGGCGGAAUGUCAAAUCUUUUUUGACUUUUGGUUUAAUCUGUCUGUGCAACAUGUAUCUCUAUGAACUGCGCAACCUGUGGCAGCUUUUCUUUCACGUGACUGUGGGAGCGUUUGUUACACUGCAGAUCUGGCUAAGGCAAGCCCAGAGCAAGGCUCCUGAUUACGAUGUCUGACCCCAUCCUUCAGACGUACUGCCCUGGCCUCCAGGGGAAAAGGAGGGAGCAUAUCUUAACUGCCACUGUGAUGAAGAAACUGUUCACCACACUCAAGGAGCUCUGCUUUCUUUCUCGCCAGCUAUCCUUUUUGUUUUAAGUCCGCAUGGCAUGCCUGGGAGCGUGCAGCACCUGCUAGGCAAACCCCUCAUGUUAGUCGCGGGAUUAUUAUUCAGAGGAGGAGGAGGCUUCUCUAUCCAGGGCCACGACCAUGGAAGAACAGUCAGAAGCCAUUUGGAGACUUGGCCAGCGGUCCUGAAUCCUUCUGAAGAGUUCAAUCAAAAAAUGUGUGUGGUACAUGCUCUGAGGACCAAGCGGGAACUCUACAGUCUGGAUUCGCCUUUGUGAGGCAUGAGUAUAGCGCAAAUAAAAACAUGCCGUGGAGUUUGUGUUUAAAACAACUUGCUAAAUAUCACAUUAUUUGCACACUUACAGUACCCUGAGUUUAUGAAGUCUGGGAUGGUGUGGAAUUGGUUCUUUUUCCUUUUAUAUUUUUUGCUUGAAUCCUAACUCUGGAAAUCACUUGAUAUAGGAAAAGGCUUCUUAUGAGCUUAUCUCUAGAACAUCACAAGUAUUGAGAACAUAGUAACAUACGUUUCCUUCCUAGACCCUGUCUGUAGUUUCUUUUGAAAUCACUUUUUAAACAUGGAAUUUGUUAGAUUAUAGCCAUCGUUCCCCAGACUUCAAUCACUUGAGUAUUAACAUAUACUAUUAUUUUUAGUAUUUAUCUUUUAAAUCUUAAAAUAGUUUAAAGACAAACUAAUCUCUACUCCAAAAGGAAAACCAGCAUCAAUUUACCAUGAGUUAACUACGAAAUAAAAUAAAAAAUGUUAUUAAAUUCUAACUAGAUACUAAUGUUAUGAAAUUCUAACUAGAUACUAAUGCUCCCCCCACCCCACCCCAGGCCCUGAAUUUCCGAAGCCUGCUCUUUGUUGCAGUGAGAUCUUACCCAGUGUGAAAAUGGGGCUCUCUCCGUGGAAUUAUCAGAAGGGUAAAACUGUAAAGGGAAUGACAUUUUCACUGUGAUUCUGCAUUAUUCACUUCUGUGUUGUAUACCGCCGAAAAUCCCCGUGUGUGCUGCCAGUGGCGUGGGUCGUGUCCUCUGGAAAUGGCGGCCUGUGCUCAGAAUGAGACGGCGACUUAUCCCAGCGGCUCUUUCUAUUUUGUGGCUUCGAAGAGUUCAGCACCUUGUAUCGUAGAGAACUUGUUUGCGUUUUGAUAAUAAUAAACGUUCAAGCAGCUAUGAAUUAAUAAUAUAGGAAGCACAGUUUGAUUCCACUAGCAAAAUCUGCCAACUCU